AUGCUUGAAGUUUGGCCAUCUCUCAAGAGGACACUUCAGUGCAAACCAAACUCAAAAGAAGUUCAUGAUCCAAAUGCAAGUAGGCACCAAAAAAGUAAUCAGAUAACAAAGUUUGGUAAGCUUGAGCGUUCAAAUAUCAAAGGUUUCAUCCAAGGAACCAAGAGGAACUCAGAAAAACAACUAAGUUUCAAUCCAAAACCCAAAGGGGGCAUUGACAUCACCAAUCCCAUAAUCCAUGAUAUUGUUCUUGAUAGCCCAAACAGUGAAAUUAAAAUUUUCCGAUGUUGUCCUUGUCCUCAAAGCAAUAGCGGCAGUGAAGGUUCGGAAGGUCCUCAUAGAAGAAGAAGACGGUCAGCUACACCUUCUAGGACAAUCAAUCCUGUCGAUUACAAUGAACCAUAUGUGUGCUCUAACACAAGGAUGUUGGAUCAGAUGGAUUCUGAGCAUUCAGUCAUUGAGCUUCAAGAAGAAUCAUCUAGGCAGAUUAUAGAAACAAUAUGUGGAACAAGCUCGGUUAAUCCUGAAAACAUGUUGGGGCAGAUUGGUUGUAUCUUAAAAGUCCAGAGCAUGACAAAAACCCUUGCUUGCUUUGAGGAAUAUAGAGAAAUGGUUAAGAUUAAGGCUGACAAGCUACAGAAGAAGCACCCGCGUUGCCUAGCUGAUGGAAAUGAGCUUUUAAGGUUCCAUGGCACAACUGUUGCGUGCCCUCUUGGAACAAAUAGUUCUUAUAGCCUUUGCACUUUAGACUACUGUGGUAUAUGUCAAAUCCUGAGACAUGGCUUCUCUACCAACGAGGAAUUCCAAGGUGCAUUAGGGGUCUACACCACUUCCACAAGUGGUAAAGCCUUUGAUUCCAUUAGGCCUUCCAAUGAGAGACCAUUUCUAAGAAAGUCUGUUAUAGUGUGCAGAGUAAUAGCUGGGAGAAUUUACAGUCCUCUUGAAGAAUUUCAAGAAAAGGUUGAUUCAGGAUUUGAUUCAUUGGCUCAAAAAAAAAGUGGUCAAUCAGAUGCAGAUAUUGAGGAACUCUUUGUACUAAAUCCCAAAGCUCUGCUUCCUUGCUUUGUGGUAAUCUACAAACAACAAACAAUGAAAGUUAGAAGGUUCAACUCAAGCUUAAAGGGAACUUUUUGA
Messenger RNA from Gastrolobium bilobum, 1131 nucleotides. RefSeq lists its product as uncharacterized. The record is from RefSeq and is a predicted model, not a curated record. The transcript has 2 exons. NCBI's taxonomy places the organism in Eukaryota, Viridiplantae, Streptophyta, Magnoliopsida, Fabales, Fabaceae. The coding region runs from base 1 to 1131 and encodes 376 amino acids.